Messenger RNA from Coregonus sp. 'balchen', 3617 nucleotides. The record is from the annotation of a GenBank genome assembly. NCBI's taxonomy places the organism in Eukaryota, Metazoa, Chordata, Actinopteri, Salmoniformes, Salmonidae.
AUGUGUUUUAGGAAGAAGGCUUCUUGUGUGCGGAGGCGGUACAGUGAGUUUGUUUGGCUCCGGCAGCGUCUGCAGGACAACACUAUGCUCGUGUACGUAUAAUCCAUAGGGAUACUUCACUGUAGGCCCUCUUAACUGCAUCAUUUGAUUACUCCUGCUGCAAUGAUGCAUACACGGAGUAUGCAGUUGUCCUUACCAGGGGUUGACUAUUCUACAUACACUACAUUACCAAAAGUAUGUGAACACCUGCUUGUCGCACAUCUCAUUCCAAAAUCAUGGGCAUUCCUAUGCAGUUGGUCCUCCCCCUUUGCUGCUAUAACAGCCUCCUCUCUUCUUGGAAGGCUUUCCACGAUUGUAGGAACAUUGCUGCGGGGACUUGCUUCCAUUCGACCACAAGCAUUAGUGAGGUCGGGCACUGAUGUUUGGUGGGGUGGGAAUUAGGUCUGGCUCGCAGUCGGCGUUCCAAUUAAUUCGAUGGGGUUGAGGUCAGGGCUCUGUGCAGGCCAGUCAAGUUCUUCCACACCGAUCUUAACAAACGAUUUCUGUAUGGACCUCGCUUUUUGCACGGGGGCAUUGUCAUGCUGCCACAAACGGUUGCCACAAAGUUGGAAGCACAGAAUUGUCUGUGCUUGUAUGCUGUAGUGUUAAGAUUUGUCUUCACUGAACCAUGAAAAAAAGGCCCAGACCAUUAUUCCUCCUCCACCAAACUUUACAGUUGGCACUAUGCAUUGGGGCAGGUAGCGUUAUCCUGGCAUCCAGGUUUGUCUGUCGGACUGCCAGAUGGUGAAACGUUAUCACUCCACUGCUCCAAAAUCCAAUGGCAGCGAGCUUUGCACCACUCCAGCCGACGCUUUGUAUUGUGCAUCGUGAUCUUAGGCUUGUGUGCGGCUGCUCGGCCAUGGAAACCCUUUUAAUGAAGCUCCCGACUAACUUAUUGUGCUGACGUUGCUUCCAGAGGCAGUUUGGAACUCUGUAAUGAGUGUUGCAACCGAGGACAGACUCGCUUCAGCACUUGGCGGUCCCGUUCUGUGAGCUUGUGUGGCCUACCACUUCGAGGCUGAGCUGUUGUUGCUCCUAGAUAUUUCAACUUCACAAUAACAGCACUUACAGUUGACUGAGGCAGCUCCAGCAGGGCAGAAAUUUGACGAACUAACUUGUUGGAAAGUUGGCAUCCUAUGACAGUGCCACAUUGAGAGUCACUGUCUUGUGUUGUCCCUUUCCAGAGAGUUGCCCAAACUGCCUCCCUGGAACCCUUUCUUCAGUCUGAACAACCCCUACAAGGUCAACCAGAGGAUGGAGGGCCUGCGGGAGUUUCUAGAGAUGUGAGUGUCGUUUAUUCCUCACCCUCAGCCUUAUGAAUGACUACCAGUUUGCAUGUUCAAAAGGCUUGAAGGGAUGAGCUAGAAUCUAGGUAUAUGCCAUCUAUGGGUCUGAUGCAACCAAUGUCAGUUUCUCAGAUAUUUUCCAACCUCAAGUGGUCAUCCGUUCAAUAUUGAUGCACGAUUAGUUCUUUUUGAGGCCUGUUUUGGUUUUCGAUUUACUUUUUAAAACAUUAAAUACAUAAUGAAAUAAUGACAUUACAAUGAUUUUAGAGCUUUUUAAUGGAAAUUCCAAAGCCAAAAAUAGUAAACAUUAAAUUGCCAAAACAUUGACAAUAUUCCACAUUGGGUAUACAUCAAUAGAAAUAAAAUAUUACUUUUUAUUUGAUUACUUUAUUAUUUUUCAUUCCUUAAAAGUAAAUAAUCUCUGCUCAGGCAGUAGCAGUCAGCCAGCCAGACAAUCUAACGUUAUCUAUAUGCUGUCUUCAGUCAUCCUAUUUAGCUAGCCUGCCUAAGUAUGCUGCAGAGCUCUCUGCCGGAUGUUGCAGAGCUGUCUGACCGAAUCAUUUUACUAGUUCUUCAAAGUAGAUGAGGCAUACUUUCACGAACACACUGUCCCUCGUGUACUUUCCUCUCUUAACAUAGCAGGUGUAAGUGAAUCCAUCCAGAGAUCUGUAUUUGUCUUGAGUUUGGGGGGAAAGGCGCAAUGGGUUAUGGUCAUUCUAGUAAAUUAGCACGUUUCUACGCUGAACUAGGUUAAAUAUUUGCUUUAUGAAAACUACAACUCCCUUCAGCCCAGCGUCCCACAUAGUUCCUGACUUGAUAUAUCUGUAGAGAAACAGCGCUUUGGGCUCACAAAAAAAAAGUCACUAAAUGUAAUUGAACCGACGUCGGUCAAUUAGUUGUUUUAAUAACCCAAAAAUGAAUUGUGGGUUAGUCAUUCAGCACUACCGGUCAAGCAGAGUCCAUAUCAAUCUGUGGUGUAGGUCAUCCCCAUGUGUGCAAUAGGAAGAAUUUGCUGCCGCAGACCUCAAUCUCAAAUUAAUAGCAAUAUAAUUCCAUCGCAUGAAUUCUGAUUUUCCUCUAGUUUGACAUUUGUUUUGUAAACCCUCUGCUUGCCCUGUAUAAGAAGCUAUACCCAUGGAUUUAUGGCACCAAACGCCAUCUAGUGGCUUUUACCGUCAACUUCAUUAAUUUUCUCCACUCCAUACUUGAAACAGAAGACAUUAUGUACUGAUGACUACAAUGUUGAUCUCCUUCUCGCCUCAUUUCUCCUGUUGUAGUGCUUUGGCAUAAGGUACCAGAGAGCUUAGAAUAACAAUUCACUCAACUUCCUACCAUACUUUGUUACAUGGAGCACUGAUUACUUCAAAAACAAACUGAAAAAAAGGCUUAUAUGGCGUUCUUGUUGGUUGUAUGAUCUUAAUUAUCCAAUGAAUUAAUCUUUAUCUCCUCGUCCCCAGUGUCCUCCAGGACCCCUUGCUGCUGUCUGACAGUAGAGUGCACCUGUUCCUCCAAUCCCAGCUGAGCAUGACCAAGAUGGAGGCGUGUGUCUCGGGCCAGACACGCUACACAGUGGCUCAGGCCAUCCAAAUGUGUAGUGACUGUCACCGCACACGCUUCCCCAUAGAGAAGAGCAGCAAGGUGUACUUCGACUCAGACUGCGAAAGGUAAGAGUACAGAUUUGUGUCAGAAAUUUUACUGAUUGAGCGACUGUUUUUCAAUGACAUCCGUUGAUUGACUCACAACAGAGAUGAUUGUCCAUGAAAAAAUGCAUGAAGUUGACAUCAGCUGAACUGUUGACAGAGAAAUGAUGCAAGCCGAAAUGACCUCUGAUCUUCUACUCAUUGAGUACUUGCAUACUCUCCCCUCUGCCUAUACAGCACCACAUCGUCAAGUCUGGGCCAUGACUCGGGGGUCCCCCAGAGCCCCAGCCCCCUACCCUUUGACUGUAGCACCUGUGAAAAUGAUGACGGCAACAUUACCAUCCGGGAUGGAGGAUUCUUCAGCAGUCUGUCAGAGUCCUCGUGUGACCAGGAACACAUGGAGCCCUAACACAAACCACUUCCACACGCACAAAGGGGCUGUUUCCUGGACUAAGAUUAAGCCUAGUCCUGCACAAAAAAAUAAUGCUAAAUGGAGAUUCUCAAUUGAAAGUGAUAUUUAAUCCAGGACUAGGCUUAAUCUUUGUCCGGGUAACCGCCCCAAGGACUGUUUGCUGCUGUUCCAGGUGUGCUUCUCAAACCUCUGUUGGAAUUCUGUGUCCCAAUCGGUCUUUUUAAAAUAUUUGAGCUAUAA